AUGACUUCAAACGCCCCCUAUCCCCCAGCUCUAGAUGCAGGUCUGGAGACAGAAAGACUGUCUCAGACUAUCAAGGAUUGGUCAAUCGCCAAUGGGCUUGCCGUCCGUCCUCCUCCUGCAUUGGUAGGCCAGAAUCAAGACCCUGAGGGAAUUCUGGCCAUCAAUGCCCCUGUCACGCUUUUCCCAAGUCCAUUCCCAAAAAGCUGCUUCGAGGAGGCAAAGGCAAUCCAGACGAACUACAAUGAGUUGUAUGCUCGAAUUAGUCAGGAUGAGGAGUUUUUGGGCCGUCUUGUUCAAGAGGUUGCCGGUGGUGAUGAUUUUAUUGCCAAGCUCUGGGAGAUUCAUCUCAAAGUAAAAGAGGAAGGCUAUGUUCAGAACCUCUCUCUUGGUCUUUUCCGGUCAGACUACAUGGUUCACCAAGACGGUGACCACCUCCAAAUUAAACAGGUUGAGUUCAACACGAUAGCCUCUUCCUUUGGAGGGCUCUCUGCUCAAACCUCGCUGCUCCAUCAGUACCUAUCCCCUUGCCACCUCAAGCACUCACUCACACAUGAUACUAACACCCGCUCCAGACACCUAUCAAAAACAGAAUACCCCCUCCUAACCACCCCCAUCCCCCCCAACACCCUCAACCUCCCCCCCAACACCUCCGCCCACUCCCUCGCCGCCGGCCUCCGCGCCGCCUACGAAGCCUACGGGCCCUCAAUCCUCAACCACCCAACCUGCAUCCUUUUCAUCGUCCAAGACGGCGAACGCAACAUCUUCGACCAACGCCACCUAGAAUACUCCCUCCAACAAUCCUCCAUCCCCGUCUUCCGCCUCCCCUUCUCCCAACUCCUAACCCACACCACCCUCUCCCCCACCCCCCUCCGCCAACUCCUCUACCACCUCCCCCACAACCCCUCCCAAAUCUUCGAAGUAGCCGUCACCUACCUCCGCGCAGGCUACGGACCAAACGACUACCCCGCCCCCUCAUCCUGGCUCGCCCGCCGCAGAAUCGAAACCUCCAACACGAUCCCCUGUCCCACAAUCCUAACCCAGCUAGCCGGCAUGAAAAAGGUACAACAAGUCCUCGCCACCCCUCCCGGCCCUUCCACCCUCGCCAAAUUCAUCCCCGACGAAGAAAAAUCUUCCGCGUUGUGGAGGACUUUCACAAACAUCUACCCCCUGGACAGCUCCUCCCCCGCAGGGAGGGAAGCCCGGCGCCUGGCCACCGACCCGAAAGAGUGUCUAAAGUACGUCAUGAAGCCCCAGAGGGAAGGCGGCGGAAACAACUUUUACAAGGGCGCCAUCCCGGAGCAGCUGAAGAAGGUGCCCGAGGAGCACUGGAAUAGUUUUAUUCUGAUGGAGCUCAUCACGCCGCCCGCGGUGCAGAAUACCAUCCUGAGACAGGGGAAGCUGGAGCAGGGGGGCGUGAUUUGCGAGUUGGGGGUGUACGGGACUUGUUUGUGGGAUCAGAAGACCGGCCAAGUCAAACACAACGAAGAGGCGGGUUACCUACUAAGGACAAAGGGGGAUCAGAGCGAGGAGGGGGGUGUGGCGGCUGGGUUUGGGUGCAUGGAUUCUGUUGCUUUGGUGUAG
Molecule: messenger RNA, 1581 nt
Organism: Podospora anserina S mat+
Lineage: Eukaryota; Fungi; Ascomycota; Sordariomycetes; Sordariales; Podosporaceae
Exons: 3
Coding region: 1-1581 (526 amino acids)
Biological process (GO): glutathione biosynthetic process
Cellular component (GO): cytosol
Molecular function (GO): glutathione synthase activity; glutathione binding; ATP binding
Source: RefSeq, a predicted model, not a curated record